GCUGACCGAAUCACAGCUGCUCGGGUCUUUGAAGCUGCUCCUGAGUGGUCGAGCGAACUGCGUACUUCUGAAUAGGGACGUAAACUUCGCUCAGCGGUCCACGCAGUACCUUCUGUCGCCCUUUCAGCGCUCUGACUUGUGGAGAGUCUUCCACAGUGAGCACGUUAUCCAGACGGAGGAAUGCACUCUGAGCCCAUUUGUGGGCUAUAGCGACCAGAGCCAGUUUGUACGAGUGGACUGGCUGCAAGAGCAUGUGCUGAGCUCUGUUGCAGCUCGAAAGUGCUGCAUGGAGUUCGUAGUGCAUGAGCUCAUGAUCCGCCAAUGGCUUCACCACCCUGGGACUUUUCAGAAGACCUACAUGCUUGGUGACAUGGAGCAGGGUCCUUUCAUCUUUGACUCCCAGAAGAAUGGGAAUGCAUGGGCACGGGAGGAGGUGGCCUACAGCGAGGAAAACCUGGAGGAAGUAUACGUUCCGGCGGACUCCCGCGUGAGAUGCCGAGGAGAUGAUAGGCUAUGCCUCGCCUUGUAUAUGUGCCC
This is a messenger RNA of Symbiodinium pilosum, 537 nucleotides long. The record is from the annotation of a GenBank genome assembly. Lineage: Eukaryota; Dinophyceae; Suessiales; Symbiodiniaceae.